AUGCCCACUACAAUCCUCUCCAGCACCACACGCCGUGUGCUUAUGUUGGAUAUUCCACUGCGGUUCCGUUAAAUCUGUUGAACGCGUCUUUCUCCGCGCGUCCAGAAACACGCCGGUCGGUCUGAAGCGCGUCGGAACCCAUUUGCAGCCGCUGCCUUUGUGGGUCGGCUGUGGAUUGACUUAAUGCCUCCUUUAAAAGCCCUCUUUGGGGUUUUAAGUUCAAGAAAACACCCGGACCCUUCGCCUUCUCGCCUUUGACUCUUACAGGAGAAUUAAAUGUUUAUUUUGUGGCACCGGUGGAGCGCGAGAUCUUGCCGGUUGCGGACGAUGUUCAGCGUUUUUGUAUAAAACACCUUGUCGGUAAAACUUUACCUCAGAAAACACAGUGGAUAACUUGUGCGUUUCCCCGAGAUUAUUUUGUGUAUUAUUAUUUUUUUACCUCAGAAAGUGAUGGCGGAGCGUGGGGCACGGCUGCUCGUUUUUUUCGCAAGUCUCAUCGUUCUCCGGUUCGGCGUUGCGGAUAAAGGUUCUGGCAUUCGAGGUUUUACCCCGUUCAGGUUCUCGGUCGAACCCGUCGACACGCUAGCCGUACGCGGCCUCCCCGCUGUCCUGAACUGCUCAGCCGCUAGCGACGCUCCGGUGAGGGUGGAAUGGAAGAAGGACGGGACGUUCCUGAACCUGGUGGCGGACGACCGGAAGCGGCAGCUAGUGGAUGGCUCAUUGCUCAUCAGUACGGUGGUCCACUCCAAACACAAUAAGCCUGAUGAGGGGGUGUACCAGUGCGUGGCCACCAUCGACAAUCUGGGCACCAUCAGCAGCCGAACCGCACAACUCACAGUGGCAGGACUUCCACGUUUCCUCAGUCAGCCGGAGGGCGUGUCGGUGCGCAUGGGCGGCACUGAGAUGCUGAGCUGCGAGGUGACGGAAGAGCUCGUCCCAUUCACCCGCUGGGAGAGGGAUGGUCGGCCCGUGGAGCUGGACGACAGGGUCAUACAGCUGCCCAGCGGAGCUCUGGUCAUCAGCAACGCCUCCCAGAGCGACGCCGGACUCUACCGCUGCGCCAUAGACGGCCUGGGACCGGCCAAAACCACAGAGGAGGCAGAACUACAGGUGUCUGCAGAUUCUGGUGUUGAAGAAAAACUGGAGACUCUCCAGGGCCCAGUUGCUGUGGCGAAGGUUGUCGGGGAGAGCGUGUUGUUGCCAUGCGUCAUGAAGGGAUACCCUGUGCCAAUGAUUCGCUGGACGUUUAACGACCGGCCAAUUGACGAGAGCCGUGAGCGUUUUGCUGUGAUUGGCGGGGGAAGCCUGCAGAUCAUCAACCUGACCGAAGAGGAUGCUGGGAUAUACAUCUGCCAGACGGACGGCGGCAACAUGACCAGCGAGAUCCAGGCAGAGCUCACGGUGCACGUUCCUCCACGGUUCUUGACGAGACCCUCCAACACUUACGCCCAGGAGUCCAUGGACAUCAUCUUUGAGUGUGACGUCACCGGCUCACCGCCGCCUACCGUCAAAUGGAUGAAGGAUGGAGACACGGUCAUUCCCAGUGAUUAUUUCAGGAUAGUGAAACAGCAUAACCUGCAGGUUUUGGGUUUAGUAAAAUCUGAUGAAGGUUUUUAUCAGUGUUUAGCGGAGAACGACGCCGGGAACGUCCAGGCGAGCGCUCAGCUGAUCAUACUGGAUUUAGACGUUGCCCUUCCUUCUGCUGUCCCUUCACUGACCGAUGCCACUACUGACCAUGUAGCGUCCAGCCCGGCCGAGCGCAGCGGCCCGACGCCCUCCGCCCCGCGUGAUGUCGUGGCAUCUCUGGUGUCCACCCGCUUCAUCAAGCUGACAUGGCGACUUCCUGCCGAGCCGCACGGGGAGAACAUCACCUACUCUGUGUUCUACAGUCUGGAAGGCACUAACAGGGAGCGUGUGGAGAACACCAGCGGACCGGGAGAGAUGCAGGUCACCAUCCAGAACCUCGUCCCCGACACCAAGUACACCUUUCGGGUGGUCGCGUCCAACGCUAACGGCCCGGGCGAGAGUUCCACCCCACUUACAGUGGCCACCCAGCUGGAAGUUCAGGUCCCGGGUCCGGCUCCGAAUCUGCAGGUGGUCUCUGUCAGCACUGCCUCAGUCACGCUGAGCUGGGAGAGACCCAGCACUGGAAACGGCGAGAUCCAGACCUACAAACUCUUCUACAGCGAGAAGGGACAAGACUCGGAGCAGGACAUGGACGUCACGGGUCUGUCCUACACUGUGACGGGCCUCAAGAAGUUUACAGAGUACAGUUUCAGGGUUGUGGCGUACAACAAACACGGCCCCGGCGUCUCCACUGAGGAUGUUGUGGUCCGAACGCUGUCUGACGUGCCGAGCGCUCCGCCGCAGAACCUCACUCUGGAGGUCCUGAACUCAACGAGCAUCAUGGUCCGAUGGCAGCUGCCUCCCCCUGGUACCCUGAACGGAGAGCUGACGGGGUAUAAAUUACGCUACCGGAAAGGACUCAGGAGAGCAGACACAAUAGAGAUCUCAACCACACAGCUCUUUCAGCUCAUUGACGGUCUGGAGAAGGGAAAGGUUUACACCGUGAGAGUGUCGGCCUCCACCGUGAACGGAACCGGCCCGACAACCGAGUGGAUCGCAGCCGAAACCUUCGAGAACGACCUGGACGAGUCUCAGGUUCCAGGAGUGCCGAGUUCUCUUCAUGUUCGUCCGCUGGUGAACCGAAUCGUGGUGAGCUGGACUCCUCCAGAAAACCAGGACGUUUUAGUGCGAGGUUAUAAAAUCGGAUACGGAAUCGGCAGCCCUCACGCCCACACAGUCACUCUGGAUUACAAGCAGCGUUUCUACAGCAUCGAUAACCUCGAUCCCAGUUCCCAUUACGUCAUCACCCUCAAGGCGUUCAACAACAUGGGCGAAGGCAUUCCCAUCUACAACAGCGCCACGACGAGACCUCAAUCCGACCCCAUAGACCCUGAUAUUGAUUUUUAUGAACUCUUUAAUAACCCAUACACCCCAGCACCCGACCCCACACCCAUGCUGCCCCCGGUGGGCGUUCAGGCCACCGUCCUCAGCCACGACACAGUCAAAAAGCAUCUUAUUUUACCCAGCUCUGCUCCGAAAGAUGUGACUGUGAUCAGUAAAGAGGGAAAUCCUCGAAUCAUCAACAUCAACUGGCAGCCUCCGACUGAAGCCAAUGGCAAAAUCACAGGGUACAUCAUCUACUACAGCACCGAUGUGAACGCCGAGGUCCAUGAUUGGGUGGUGGAGCCCGUGGUGGGAAACAGACUGACCCAUCAGAUAGUCAAAGUCAGCUGGGUCACAACAUACUACUUCAAGAUCCAGGCGAGAAACUCCAAAGGCAUGGGACCCAUGUCAGACGUGGCGCAGUUCCGCACCCCGAAAGCUGAGCCAUCAGACAAAAUGUCAAGUGAUCAAGGGCUGCAAGUCAAACCCGGUCACCCGACUCUACCGGAGCACGGGAUUGGAUCAAACAUGGAUAAACCAGGCAUCACGGGCAGCCAGGAGAAUCAUAUUCUGGUGAUCGUGGUGAUUGUCUCUGUUGGUGUGUUCACCAUCAUCGCUGUGGUCGUGGGGGCCGUCCUGUGCACGCGCCGCUCCAACUCCCACCAGAAAAAGAAACGUGCGGCCUGUAAGUCCAGCACCGGCUCCCACAAGUACAAGAGCUCAUCUAAAGACCUGAAACCUCCUGAUCUGUGGAUCCAUCAUGAGCGUGUGGAGCUCAAGCCCAUGGACAAAUCACCCGAGCCCAACCCGGUCAUGACAGAGACGCCCAUCCCGCGGAUCACCCAGGACCCGGCCGCUGAGCCCAGCCAUCGGAGACGGGGUCAUGAGGGGGAGGAGAGCGUGUCCACUUUGGCCGGUCGGAGGGGAGUGAGACCGAAAAUUAUGAUGCCGUUUGACUCUCAGCCUUCCCAGCCUGUGAUUAGCGCUCACCCCAUCCAUUCCCUCGAUCAUCUUCAUCACCAUCAUCAUCACUAUCACCUCCCGCCGCAUGGCUACCUUCAUCACCAGAUCGGCCUGAGAGCGCCUGCCACCCCUAGCACAUUCUCAGACAGGCCUCCGUCUGCAGAAUCUGUGAGGAAUCAGCCCCCUGCACCUGGACCUCCGGUUGCCCCCAGUCAGCCCAGCACUACAGCUGAACUGCAGAAGACAGAGGCGGUGAUCAAAGAGGAAGAGCCGCCGAGCAUAAACCCACCGACGGCCCACGUUCGGCCCACACACCCGCUCAAGAGCUUCGCUGUGCCAGCCGUCACCGUUUCCGCUCAUAACCCGCCCACCUAUGAGACCGCAUUACCCAGCACCCCUCUGCUGGCACAGCCAGUGCCAGGCGUGAAGAUGGCGUCUAUCGGGACACUAAAUCGAGUUCGAGCUCCGAUGGCAGUAACAGUCCCCAGUGCACCUGACCAAUCAGAAACCAGCAAGAUGCUGGACACGACGUAUGAGACGGAUGAACUCUCAGAGGAAAUGGCCCACCUGGAGGGUCUGAUGAAGGACCUGAACGCCAUCACCACAGGCUGAAGCGCUGCAAUCACACACGGCUGAACCGCGUCCUCAGGAACAACCAGGACAUUUGAAUGAACACUGAUCUCAGAUCAGCCUCGAGAAUGACUGAAAACGGAUCACCGCUUCAUCUUCUCCAUCCUGCAUGGCAGAGAAAUCUGUAAAACGAUGAAAACUCAAUGCCAUUUUCUCAACUCGGAUGAACCGUUCAACACAGAAAACGUGUUUUUAAUGUUUUUUGGAGGAUUGUAUUUACGUAUUCCAUAUUUUUAGCCUGUAUGUGUUUUCAUUGUGUAUAUGAUCAUUUUAGGACUUUUAUUUCUUAGGGCGAAACCUCACAUGCUCAAACAUUGGGCUUCAUUCAUGAAAUGCAAGCAGAAUAAUUUUGUGUAAAUUAUGCGCAAAGCCAUUCUUAUGUAAAUUGUUGCAUUCAAAUCAAUGCAAAAAUUGACAUAAUGAACGAUUUACACCAAAAUUUGUACAUGGAUCCAUUUUCACAUAAAUGAUGCAUUCAGAAAACCGUUAUUGCGUAAAUUGUCAAAUGGGCAUUUUUUCAGUGUCAGUAACAUCAUCUUAGUUGUUGCAUUUGAAUUGAAUGCCACGAUUUACAUAAGAGCAGUUAUUGAACAAUUUGCAAAUAAUUUACAAUUAUUUCUGUUUGCUCAUGAAUUCUCAUGAAUGUUUCAUGGACUUUUUUUGCAGUGUCUUACAUCAUGUUUAAAUGUUUCAUCUCUGGAGAGAAACCAAAAUCACUUGUCCUCAGACGCCGGUAGCAUUCAAAGUCUGAAUAUGCAUUGGAAAUUUCCACAUGGACAGACAUUUACGACCAUCUUAAUUCAGUCCCAAUCCAGUGACGUUGAUGUUUGGUGCUUCAGAAACUCCUCAAACGUGAGAAUUGUGAGAACAGAGAGCGAAUGAACCGGUUCCUCGUGUACGUUCCUCUUCCUCAGGACCCUGAUGACUGUUUUUGGGGCCCUGGAGAUUCAUCAUGAAGGAGUUUAAUGCCAAGUGACUCUCAGAUUUUUGUACUUUGAGAGGUAUAUAAAUAUAUAUACGAUGAACUGCAAAUGUUUGCUUACGUGAAUACUUUGUACACUCUCAAAAAGGACAAUUUUUAUAUAUAUAUAUUCAUCUUUCGGUUGGUUUUUAUAUGAAGAUGACACAUUGCUUUGUAAACAUUUUCCAUGUAAGUUAUGAACGGUUAAAUAUUCUGCGUUGUGUUUUCACCGUGCUGUUUAACCAAUCCCUUCUCCCAAAGAAUGAGCGAAAGAAAAUAUCAGCGACGAACUCUGCCUUGCUCGUGUACAGUUUCUCACGUCAUGAAUGUCAAUGUGGCUGUAACAAGGUCUGCUUAUGAAUACAGUUGUUGUUUGUGUUUACAAUAAUGGGGGAAGAUUUAAAAAAAAAAAAAGGAAAAAAAGAAGACACCAAACCAUGUUGUAUGGCCGGUGUACCGUCAACUGUCAUUUGCACUUUUUAUAUUUUGGAUUUGAAAUGAAUCGCUGAUGCCAUGUGAAAUAUGAACCUAUUUUAUGUAACAAUGAUGUCACAAGUAAACGGCUGGUUUCAAAGACAUUUAA
Molecule: messenger RNA, 6086 nt
Organism: Sinocyclocheilus anshuiensis
Lineage: Eukaryota; Metazoa; Chordata; Actinopteri; Cypriniformes; Cyprinidae
Gene: neo1b
Product: neogenin 1b
Exons: 29
Coding region: 451-4524 (1357 amino acids)
Biological process (GO): cell-cell adhesion
Cellular component (GO): membrane
Molecular function (GO): protein binding
Source: RefSeq, a predicted model, not a curated record